AUGGCUUCCCCGUCGAGCGCCCCUUCAAGCAUCCGCACGGGGCCGCUCCCCAGCAAGCGCGGCGAGAUUGGCUACCAGGAAGGUAUGGACCUCGUCGAUCAUGCGAACUCGUCCUCCACCUCCCUCCCCGGGCGACAUCCUGCCGACCGAGACGCCCCACCCUCCGCGGACGCCCCGUCCAGGUCCUCGACAUCCUCUUCUUCUUCAACCUCUUCCUCAAAUGCGCCCGCGCCGAGCCCUGCUCGCGCCGAGGAGUCCGCCUCGGUGCACUCCGGCAACUCGACCGGAAAGCGGAGUCUAAUCUCCUUCCUCAAGCCGAAGCGGAUACCAACAUACGGCGGAUUGCGGCUCACCUCCCUCGCCGUCUUCCUCUUCCAGCUCGGACUCCUCGGAGCGACCAUCGCCGGUUGGGUCCUCACCGCGAUGUACAUGUCCUCGCACAACGUCUCGAGCCCCUCCACUACCUCCUCCUCCUCCGACCCCUCGUCGUCAAGUUCAGACGGCGACCAGACCUCCACGACCACGACCACCGGCGCAUUCUCCGCGCAGUCCGGGCAGAUCUUCGUCCACGUCGCCUUCACCCUCGUCGUCGUCGCCGAGUUCAUCUUCCUCGAGCGCUCCACCUUCCGCCUCCGCGCCGAGCGCUACGCGCACGUCCACCCCGGCUCGGUCCUGCCCCGGCACCGCGGGCAGAACGGCCUCGGCGGCGGCGGCUCGUCCACCGACCUCUCCGUCGCGUUCGCGCCCUGGAACCGCCCCUCGCUGCCGACGUACGCCGCCGCGCUCGCGCAGGCGGGCGUCGGCACGGGCGACGUCGAGGACGCCCAGAUCGCGAUCCCGCCCCCGCCGGCGUACGGGAACACGCGCGGGAGCACGCUGCUCCUCCGCGGCUUCCUCACCGACGCGCUGCGCGCGCAGCGGCCCCGGAGCAGCGACGAGUGGAGCGUCGUGAGCCGGCCGGAGGGCGUCGACGGCGAGGGCCGGCUGCGCGCGCCGGCGGUGGCCGAGGGCGAGCGGCCGAAGAGCUACGCGAGCGUGGACUCGGAGUGGGAGGCGAGGCUGGACGCGGACCGCGCGCUCGUGCUGGAGGAGACCCUCGCCCAGCUCGAGGACGGCAGGCGGGCGCGGUGA
Epithele typhae is the source of this 1131-nucleotide messenger RNA. RefSeq lists its product as uncharacterized. The transcript is spliced from 2 exons. The record is from RefSeq and is a predicted model, not a curated record. NCBI's taxonomy places the organism in Eukaryota, Fungi, Basidiomycota, Agaricomycetes, Polyporales, Epitheliaceae. Bases 1 to 1131 code for a protein of 376 amino acids.